AAUAAGGAGGUACGAGAGGCGGUAAUACAACAUUAAAAUUGCGUCCUAGCGGUCAUACGGGGUUCUUGGGCAAACUAGCCACAAGCAUCCCCAAUCAUGGCGAAAACGAAGGAUGUUCUAGCAAUGCCAUCUCCACUAACAACACCACACGAUCACAAACAGAGCGCCAAGCAAGAAACAAUAGCUAAUACACUUCACCUGCAAUCUUUUUUCUUUUUUUCACGCCGGGAUUGCUGUUGGUUUGCUCACAAUUUGCGUAUUUUUUAUGGAAAAUUGGUGAAGAGAGUUCAUCCCAUAGGCUCCAUUGGGAAUCAGAAUGUUGGCCUCGUCAGAAUUUGCGUAAUUUUGAUGGAGUUGAUUUCGUCUGAACUGCUUCAAGAUUGGAGUUGAUUUCGUCUGAACUGCUUUAAAAGAAGAAAUUCCAUCUCAUCGGCUUCAUUGAGAAUCAUAAUGGAGACUCAAGAAAACAUUGUUGCUGGAACUCAUAUAUGGGUGGUAGAUCGAGAAUUGGCUUUUAUAGAUGGAAUUGUUAUCAACGUUGUAGGACAGGAAGUUGAGAUUCAAACAAGUGAUGCAAGGGCGAUUGUUGCAAAGUUGUCAGAAGUAUACCCGAAGGAUGCAGAAGCUACUGCUGGUGGUUUUGAUGACAUGACUAAGAUAUCAUAUUUGCAUGAACCUGGAGUCCUGCACAAUUUAGCCACAAGAUACGAAGCCAAUGAAAUUUAUACCUACGUGGGAAACAUUCUGAUUGCACUCAAUCCUUUUCAAGGAAUCUCAAAUCUGUAUGAUACUUAUAUAAUGGAACAGUACAGGGGAGCACCAAUUGGAAAGCUAAGACCUCAUGUUUUUGCAAUUGCUGAUGUUGCAUAUAGGACAAUGAUUAAUGAAGGAAAAAGCAACUCUAUACUAGUCAGUGGUGAAAGUGGGUCUGGUAAGACUGAGUCCACUAAAAUGAUCAUGCGAUACCUUGCAUAUCUGGGUGGUCGUGCUUCUGCUGACGGACGGACUGUCGAACAACAAGUUUUAGAAUCAAAUCCAGUUCUUGAAGCAUUUGGCAAUGCAAAAACUGUUAAAAAUAACAAUUCCAGUCGUUUUGGGAAAUUUGUUCAGAUUCAGUUUGAUAAGCAAGGAAGAAUAUCUGGGGCAGCCAUUAGAACUUAUCUUUUAGAGAGAUCUCGUGUUUGCCAAAUUGCAGAUUCUGAGCGUAACUAUCAUUGUUUUUACCUUCUCUGUGCAGCACCACGAGAGGAGAUUGAGAGAUAUAAGCUAGGAAAUCCGAAGUCAUUUCACUAUCUCAAUCAAUCCAAUUGCUAUGAAUUGGUUGGUGUUAGUGAUGCUCAUGAUUAUCUUGCAACAAGGAAAGCUAUGGAUAUUCUUGGAGUAAGUGAGAAAGAACAGGAGGCAAUAUUCAGAGUUGUGGCUGCUAUUCUUCAUCUUGGUAAUGUUGAUUUUGCCAAGGGGGAAGAAGAUUCAUCGGUUAUAAAAGAUGACAAGUCAAAAUUCCAUCUUAAAAUUACAGCAGAGCUUCUCAUGUGUGAUCUUGAUGCACUUGAAAAUGCAUUGUGUAAACGUAUAAUGAUUACUAAAGGAGAAAUUAUCAAAAGAAGUCUUGAUCCACUUGGUGCGACAGUUAGCAGGGAUGGUUUAGCCAAGAUUAUAUAUUCUCGUUUGUUUAAUUGUUUUGAGCAGUUUUGCAUUAAUUUUACAAAUGAAAAGCUGCAACAACAUUUCAACCAGCACGUGUUCAAGAUGGAGCAGAAUGAAUACUCAAAAGAGGAAAUUGAUUGGAGCUAUGUAGAGUUCAUUGAUAACCAAGAUGUGGUAGACCUUAUUGAGAAGAGGCCAGGAGGAAUCAUUGCUUUACUUGAUGAAGCAUGUAUGUUUCCUAAGUCAACUCAUGAAACAUUUGCACAAAAGCUUUACCAGACAUUCAAAGAUCACAACCGCUUCAUAAAGCCAAAAUUGACUCGCUCAGACUUUACUAUUGUUCAUUAUGCGGGAGAGGUUCAAUAUCAGUCAGAUCACUUCUUAGACAAAAACAAAGAUUAUGUUGUUCCUGAACAUCAAGAGUUGUUGAGUGCUUCGAACUGUUCUUUUGUAGCAGCCCUGUUUCCUUCGGUUUUUGACGAGACGACUAAGUCUUCCAAGUUUUCAUCUUUAGGUUCUCGUUUUAAGGAGACAACUAAGUCUUCCAAGUUUUCUUCUUUAGGUUCUCGUUUUAAGCUACAACUACUACAAUUGAUGGAUACACUAAAUUCUACACAGCCUCUUUACAUUAGAUGUGUGAAGCCAAAUUAUUUGCUGGAACCUGCCUUAUUUGAUAAUAUAAGUGUCAUGCAACAACUACGUUCUGGUGGUGUUCUAGAGGCCAUUAGAAUCAAAUGUGCUGGAUAUCCCACAAAUAGAACUUUCACUGAAUUUCUAGAACGAUUUAGUAUUCUUGCACCAGAGGUUCUGAAACAGAACCAUGGGGAACCAGAUGCCUGCAAAUGGAUAUUGGAAAAGAUGGAAAUUAAAGGGUAUCAGAUUGGAAAGACAAAGGUUUUCCUAAGAGCUGGACAAUUGGCUGAGCUAGAUGGGCGGAGAACAAUUAUACUUGGUGGUUCAGCUAAAGUUAUUCAGAGUCAAGCUAGAACUCGUAUUACUCGAAAACAAUACAUUGCUAUCUGUCGUGCUUCUGUUGAUAUACAAUCUUUUUGUCGAGGGGAAUUGGCUCGCCAAUACUAUGAGUACCUGAAGAUAUCAACAGCCGCUGUUAAAAUUCAGAAGAAUUUGCGAAGAUUAGUAUCAAGAAGAGACUUUUAUAAGGUAAAGGCUGCUGCAAUUCUCUUGCAGACAUGCUUACGGACAAUGGCUGCUCAACGUGAAUUCAGCUAUAGACUACGACUGCAUAACAGGGCUGCAGUCAUUAUUCAGGCCCGUUGGGGCAGCCACAGAGCUUCUUCAAACUAUAAGAAACUCAGAACAGCAUUGCUUUUUACGCAAAGCAGAUGGAGAGGAAUAAUGACCCGAAGAGAGGUUAGGAAACUAAAAAUGUCAGCUGGUGAGGCUGCACAGGAAGCAAAUGAACCAUGCACUAUGACCAGCAAAACUUUGAAUGAUGUCCAAGAGGCUGAAGCGGAGAAUUAUUCUAAUCAAACUGAGUCUCCUUUAUCUUUAGAGGGAUGUAAGGGUACAGCAGAUGCAAAUGAAUCAUGUUCAACCCACAAAACCUUGAUUCCUGUUGAGGAGGCCGCAAAGAUUGAAACCCUCACAACAGAAGUUGGGAAGAUGAAGGAAUGUGAGGCUACAGAGGCUGAAAAGAUUAAAACCCUCACUGAAGAGGUGGAAAAGUUGAAGGCCUUGUUGGUGGCAGAAACACAAAGAUCUGAGUAUGCUGAAAGGCAAUGUCUUGAAGCCUGGGAACUUAGUGAGAAAAGACUUAAGAAAUUAGAAGAAACUGAAAGGAUAGUCUAUCAACUUCAAGAUUCUUUGAACAGGCUGUUGUUUUGCAUGUCAGAGCAAUUUUCACAGCUGAAGACGAUCUUAUGUUCUUCAUCAACAUCGAAUUCAUCUGCUCGACCCAUUAUUAGGGAGGAGCAUUGUGAUACUUUGGAUAACUCUGAUGCUUCAUCAACUGACUCUGAUUUCACUUUCCCAGCACCAGUUCUUACCUCUGCAAACGUCUCUCCAGUUAAAUCCAAUGCCCUUCAGCUGAUAGUGCAGGACAUUUCAGCCACAGAAAUUACAGGAUGUGAGAACUGGGACAAAGGCAAAGAAGCAGCAUUUGAUGAUUACUUCUAAUGGAAUGGAUUGUUAUAUUCAUUUCUGUUCUUUCUAUCUUAGAUGUUAAUAUAGUGAUGUCUCUGUUGGCAUCUUAGUGUAGGCACCUCUAACUCAAAGUGAUUUGUCAUAUAGACUUCAUACAAGAUCUUAGAUGAAUCAUUUCUCUCAGGAUGCUGUAGAUUAAUUAGUCAGGUAUUCCAAUCAAACUAUCAUUAUAGGAAAAAAGUAGAUUAGUAUUAGCAGUUUGCAAAUGUUCAUAUGUUCAUUGUUUUCUCUAACAAGGAGUGAAAGUGCAAAACUGCCAUAUGCCAAAUGAAUUCGUAUUUCAAGCUGUUCCCCACAUUGUGUCUUUACUUUUAUAUGAUUUAUGAAUCAUGAAGUGGUAAUCAAUUCUGCAACAUGCAUUGUCAAACUCAUGUGACCAUUUAGCUAUGAAGAGAGGACUGCAUCAAUGAAUGAAGGAGAUACAACAAGAGAGCACUGAAGGGCAAGCAAACAAGCUUCUCCGACUGGAUAAUUUAAGACAUGAGCUACACUAUUGAGGUUGGAUUUUCUCAAUCCUGUGUUCUUAGUAUGGCAAGUCUCUUUUUAACUUUUGAGAUUUAUUUUGUAAAUUAAAUGUAGAACAGCAAUAUAUUUAGAAGAGACAUCUUGUUCAAGAUUUUUAUUUCCA
Mangifera indica (mango) is the source of this 4438-nucleotide messenger RNA. Its product is annotated as myosin-11-like. Bases 451 to 3783 code for a protein of 1110 amino acids. NCBI's taxonomy places the organism in Eukaryota, Viridiplantae, Streptophyta, Magnoliopsida, Sapindales, Anacardiaceae. Gene Ontology annotation, cellular component: actin cytoskeleton; cytoplasm; vesicle. Gene Ontology annotation, biological process: actin filament organization; vesicle transport along actin filament. Gene Ontology annotation, molecular function: ATP binding; actin filament binding; microfilament motor activity. The record is from RefSeq and is a predicted model, not a curated record. The transcript is spliced from 27 exons.